Molecule: messenger RNA, 2088 nt
Organism: Trichoderma gamsii
Lineage: Eukaryota; Fungi; Ascomycota; Sordariomycetes; Hypocreales; Hypocreaceae
Exons: 5
Coding region: 1-2088 (695 amino acids)
Source: RefSeq, a predicted model, not a curated record
AUGGCCUCAAGCCCACUCUACGGUGAACCUCCAGGAAGUAUCAGGGAGCUACUCUCUAGUACCUCCACUGUCAAGAAAUACGUCAGUGUUAUUACGAAGACAUACGAAGCGAGCCUUGAGAGUCCUCUAGAUGGCUCUAUUCACCCAUCUUUUCGGGUUGAGAAUAUAUCUCGCGAUUGUACGACUCUUUCACCUGCUCGUCCUAUUUUCGAAGAAAGUACCGACAAGCCUGCUCUCUUACUGAAAACUCAUGAAGAUGUAAUGGAUGAAGAAGACGCCUUUAAGAAGGCCAUGAAAGAGUAUGAGAGCACAGCAAAGUACAAGACCGGAAUCAAUCCCGAUAGCGAGCAUACAAUGAAGGAGCUCGAAUCUGUGGUGGCAGAAGCCAUUGAAAAGCAUUGUGCAAAAGACAAGCGAGGAUUUUGGGGCAAAAUUGGCCAUGCAUGCAAAAUCCUAGGCGAAAGCAAAGACGACAUUGAAGGCUGGCUAGGGUUGCUUCCGAGCGAGUCGCAAUACUUCUCUGUGGUUUGUGGAGGCUUAAAACUUAUCCUCAAGGCUGCCGCUCGAAUGAAACACGUGCACGACAAAGUCUUGGAAGCCUUGGCUCAAAUUCCCACGAUCCUUAAUAGCGCACAGAGAGUCUUGAAAAUCUACAAAGGCUUCGAAAAGCUGUCGUCACUGAGCAGAACAUUUUAUUCAUCUAUUCUAACAGUUUUAGGGCACAUACUAAAAUUUCUGCGUCAAAAGUCCCGGAAGAACUUUGUAGUCGUGUUCCAGCCUGCAAAUUUUCAAGAGAAAUUGCUCGAAAAAGUCGAAAAUAUGACUAGAAAUAGGAAUGCUUUCAACAGUGAGGCUGACAUUUGCCAAAAAGAGAUGAUCAGCAGACUAGCAAUUGCUGAGAAGCAAGGCAGCGAAGCAACAGCAGAAGAAAUACGGAACAUCAAUCAUAUAAUUAAAAUUUCGGUCUGCGAACAGAAUCGCGCCCUUCGAGUCAUUGUCGAGAUGCAACAGAUGCUAGACACAAUGAAGCGGAGGCAGAGCGAGAUGGGCAAUGACAUAGGCAUUAUUAAAGAGGCUGUAACCAAGCCUUCUCUCACCAUCGAACUCCUCAGUGAGGUCUUAAGAGGCGGUAACAACGUGCGUGCAGCAGCGUUAUCUUUAUACAAACAACUAGAAACACCAGAAGGUGUCAAGGGCCGACCACUACUUCCAGAAGCCUUGAAGAGAGAGACGACCUCAGUAGCAAAGUCCAGCGGAUAUCGUCAACAAUUACUAUCCCAGCUUGACUAUGAUCAAAAUGCCGCCGGAGCUGAUAUGAUGUCAAACUACGGCCUGGGAUCCAGGUUCUCGCGGGAAGAUCAAGAUCGAAGCAUUCAUAUCAUCAAGUCAGCUGAGCUAGCGACCUGGGUGACCACCGAGAUAUCAGCGGUCUUGAUCAUAAAUGGUAAUAUCCGUAGUGUGCAGCGGCAAUCUGCUCUCUCCUUUAUGUGCGCACGCCUUGCCUUUGCGCUGGAGCAGAUCCGCUCGCCUGAAGACGCCUCACCAUAUGACGGCUGUCUGGACAUUGUGCCGCUCUACUUCUUUUGUGGGCAGCACGCCACAGGCGACUACACCUGGGAGAGUCCAGCGGGGAUUGUCAACAGCCUCCUGGCGCAGAUAAUUACAUUGCAUAAGGGCCUGAAUCUCAAGAAGGCUGUGAAAAUGGGGAGCUUCGACGGUGCUGACGUUAGAGCCGUGCUCAAGCGCUUUGCGUGCGUGCUCGCGCAGAUAUCGGCAGGCACCACAGUGCUUUGCAUUAUCGAUGGGCUGUCGUUCUAUCUCGACAAACGUGAAACUGCUGCUGACGCAGAGCUGCUGAUUCAUCAGUUACUCAAGCUGGCGCGGCCGAAGACACGCAAGCUGGCUUGCGUUUUCAAAGUGCUACUUACAGCACCCAACCGACUUCACACCUCCGAAGUAGACAAUAUCAGUCAGGAAAACAUACUAAACAUUCCAGCUAAACCUGCACGUACAGAAGGAUUUACUGCAAUGAGAUGGCAUCUUAGCAUUGGCCAACAGCUUCAAGAGUUGGCUGAAGCGGGAAACUAG